This is a messenger RNA of Sycon ciliatum, 1658 nucleotides long. Its product is annotated as band 7 protein AGAP004871-like. The transcript has 7 exons. NCBI's taxonomy places the organism in Eukaryota, Metazoa, Porifera, Calcarea, Leucosolenida, Sycettidae. The coding region runs from base 274 to 1173 and encodes 299 amino acids. Gene Ontology annotation, cellular component: plasma membrane. The record is from RefSeq and is a predicted model, not a curated record.
UCAACUCGAACUACGCAAGCAGUCACGCCAACACUCCAGUAAUGGCAGUAUCUGCUCUGUGAGUGUGAGUGACUUCGAGCUGAGUCAGUGACUGUGACUUGGUCUGGGUUGGGAAGAGCAAGCUAGUCACUAGCGUGCGAGUCCUUGCGAGUUGGCAAAGAGGACGGCUUGUUCGUUCCAGAAUUUCUUCCUUGGCUUCUCCUGGACGUUUCGGCAUUGCUGACUUUACCGUGGCUUAUAUAGCGAAGGUCUCCCACGGACGCUUUGGAAGCCAUGUCGAAGGCAGGGGUGAAAACUCGUCUACACGACGACGCCUUGGACCAAGAUGAAGAGGGGUGCUGCUCCGCGUGUUGCUCGAUUGUCUUGAAAAUAGUCUCAGCCUUCUUGAUCAUCAUCACUUUCCCCUUCUCGCUCGCUUUCUGCUUCAAGGUGGUAAAUGAGUUUGAGCGUGCAGUUAUCUUCCGUCUGGGACGUCUGAUUGAGGGUAACCCCAAAGGCCCUGGUAUGUUCUUCAUUCUGCCAUGCCUGGACAACUACGUCAAGAUUGAUCUGAGAACACAGUCGUUUGACGUUCCACCGCAAGAGGUUCUAUCCAAGGACAGUGUGACGGUGCAGGUUGAUGCUGUGGUGUACUACCGCAUCAGCGAUCCCGUCGUGUCCGUCACCAACGUUGCCAAUGUGCAUCACAGCACCAAGCUGCUCUCGCAGACAACCCUCAGGAAUGUGCUGGGCAUCAAGAGCUUGGCUGACAUGCUCACUGACCGUGACGGGAUCAGCGAGAUGAUGCAGACUUCUCUGGAUCAAGCAACGGAUGCCUGGGGUGUGAAGGUGGAGCGUGUUGAAGUGAAAGACGUGCGCCUGCCACCGCAGCUGCAGCGUGCCAUGGCCGCCGAAGCAGAGGCUGCCCGCGAGGCGCGUGCCAAGGUGAUUGCGGCCGAAGGAGAGCAGAACGCCGCCGUGGCGUACGCCGAAGCUGCCAACGUGAUGGCCGAGGAGCCUGGCGCUCUGCAGCUGCGUUACCUGCAAACCCUCAAUCUCAUCUCCGCCGAGAAGUCCUCGACCAUCGUGUUCCCACUGCCGCUUGCCGACAUGGGUCUGGGUCAGAUCGCGGAAACGUUCAGCGCGCCAGCGCCAGACAGUGGCCAUGCAGGUUUGGUCCACCGUGGAGUCUAAGUCUAUCAACAUGCUGGCUGCUUUCUUGUUAAUUGUCUCUGUUCUUUCGUCUACACUUGUUGCAGUCAUCGCCGCCGCAGGCGAUCGUCCAGCAGGGUUCUGCCGAGGCGUUCAUAGAGCCUUGUCAAUCUCUUACUCUCUUUCAGGCUGUUGUUCUGCUUGUUGGAAACUUUGUCAGUUUGUGUAGAUCCAUAGAGAUUUGGUGGCAUUCCUGAGGAAAUACCAUCCGGGGUUUGUCCAUUGUGAAAUAGCCUCUUUCUCUUGUUUUCAAAUUUGAGUUUUCCAUGAAGAUAUUUUGAUCCUUGUUUUCUUUCUGUUUUCCUCCAUCAUCGAGGCAGUGCUAGGGGUGUUGUUAAAAACCCAAUGUAUGAUGAAACAAUACAUGUAUGGAUCAAUACUGCUACCACCACCACCAUUCAGAGUAGUUUUCCCUUGCGCAUAUUUUCAUGAUAUUUUCCCUGCCGGUAGCAUGGGACUGGCCAGUA